Messenger RNA from Vigna angularis (adzuki bean), 1223 nucleotides. Its product is annotated as 50S ribosomal protein L3-2, mitochondrial. The coding region runs from base 191 to 1087 and encodes 298 amino acids. The record is from RefSeq and is a predicted model, not a curated record. Gene Ontology annotation, cellular component: mitochondrial large ribosomal subunit; ribosome. Gene Ontology annotation, biological process: translation. Gene Ontology annotation, molecular function: structural constituent of ribosome. The transcript is spliced from 6 exons. Lineage: Eukaryota; Viridiplantae; Streptophyta; Magnoliopsida; Fabales; Fabaceae.
UUCGUGAUGCAGAGGGGUUUUAGCCUCUUCUAAGGGUAUAAACAAUAGGUUCGCUGCUGUGAAGAGUGGUUUGAGAGGAAGAGAUUCAAGGUUUGCCAAAGCUAAGGUUUGUGGGUGAAGGCAGAGUAAAACAAGGAUUCUUUUGCUUGGUUGUAAGAUCUGUUUCUCUUUCUGUUUCUGUAGCUCUGCCAUGCUUGCAUUUUCGAGAGGCUUUGUUUCCCGUUUGCAGCGCUUUGCCGUCAAUUCACCCUCACCGCUCCGAUUUCUUAGUUCUGAUGCAGAGAUUCAGACUCGGAUUAUUGAUCCAAAACCUGGUUUGAUGACCCCUGAUUCCAAGCGAACUGGGCUUAUAGCGGUGAAAUGUGGAAUGAGUGCGCUUUGGGAUAAAUGGGGUGCUAGAAUCCCAAUCACUGUGCUUUGGGUGGAUGAUAACAUUGUGUCUCAGGUUAAGACCCCAGAGAAAGAAGGUUUUUGUUCUCUCCAGAUUGGUUGUGGACAUAAGAAGGAAAAACAUUUGACUAAGCCUGAAGUUGGUCAUUUUAGGGCGCAAGGAGUUCCAAUGAAGAGAAAGCUUAAGGAGUUUCCAGUGACAGAGGAUGCACUUCUUCCUGUUGGAACAUCACUUAAUGUUCGCCAUUUUGUUCCCGGCCAGUAUGUUGAUGUCACCGGAAUAACCAAAGGAAAAGGUUUUCAGGGUGUGAUGAAGCGGCAUGGAUUUAAGGGAGGUCCAGCAUCCCAUGGUGCUUCAUUGUCCCAUCGAAGCGCUGGUUCUGUUGGUCAUAUAACUGGUCCGGGAAGGGUUUUUAAAGGUAAAAAGAUGGCUGGGCGAAUGGGUGGAGAACAAAGAACUGUUAAAAGUGUAUGGGUCUAUAAAGUUGAUCCAGCAAGGAAUUUGAUGUGGGUGAAAGGCCAGGUCCCAGGAGCUACAGGGAACUUUGUUUUUAUAAAAGAUGCUGUAUACAAAAAACCUGACAUAUCUCUGCUUCCUUUCCCAACUUACUUUGGCCCAGAAGACGAAGAUACUGAUAAUUUGAAACCAUUGGUUGCGGAGCUAGGGGAUGUGGAUCCAUUUAUCGUUACUGAUUAAAAAGAGCUGGUUUUCAUGUUUUCUGAGUAUAGAUGGUAAAAUGAGAUUUUUGAGGAACCUUUUUACCUCUCUUUUACGGCAAUGCUACAAAUAAGUGUGGAGUUUUGGAAUUAAUGUAUCAUACCAUUUAUUCUAA